AUGGUUUAUGCAGGUACGAAUACAUUGACUGAUAUGGGAUUAGUUCAAAUUUUCGAUUACGAGAUGGAAUACUGCAAUUAUCAAAUUUCAGGCUUAAUCACCUCAAUAUCACUGACAAUAUCGGUUGUGGUUUCGUAUGUUAUCGCGCUCGUGGUAUUUUUGGUGCUACCAAUGGUGAGUCAUUGCCUCUAUGAACGCCACAUUCGAAUGGUGAACACAACGAAUGCAAAGCACACGCUCAGUGCUCGUUACCAACUCUCAACGAACGUCUCAGAUGCAAAACUACUCAACAAAAUCGUUCUGUUCAUGUGCAUCACCUCACUCACCAGUCUGUCGUUAUUCUCGUUGAGCAAUUACAUCAACGGCGCUUAUUCUGCGAGAGUCAUCUACGAGUUCUUCAAUUUAUCAAUCACGUUACAGCCAAUGAUCUUAUGUUUCGUGAUGUUCCGGAGCAAGGAUCGUCUCCAUCGCGAACUCUGCCGUAUGUUGUGCUGCAUUAAGAAGAAACGUAUCGAUUUCAUUCCAAAGGCAGUGGAUGGUCGUGUUCUUGUGAUACCGGUCAAAGAUGAACGACGUCUUUACUUCGACAUGUACGACCGAUAUUGGCGAUGA
Molecule: messenger RNA, 612 nt
Organism: Anisakis simplex (herring worm)
Lineage: Eukaryota; Metazoa; Nematoda; Chromadorea; Rhabditida; Anisakidae
Source: the annotation of a GenBank genome assembly